UCUCUUUUCGUUUUCCCUUCUCGUAAGUUAAAUUGUUCGAAUCUCAUUAAUAUUCACCUUCUAAUCGCAAAGAGUUUUGAUCUAUUUUCGAGUCCACUUAAUAUACCAGAUUAUCAACUAAUCUCUUCAUUUUUUUCUCAUCAUCUCCAAGUCUAUUCUCUUUCUCUCUCCCAUUAUCAUUUCUUUUUCGAACCGAAGUCUUUAGUAUAACGUAAAUGGUUGAAGUUCAAUUACUAUACAAUAAUCAAUUUAAACAGUUAACCCGAAAUUUAUACUCAUCAAAAAGACGUAAAAAAUGGAUUCUUGUUAUUAUCGGUCUACUCUUUUGCCUCAGUUUUACGUAUUUUUUUAUCAAUUUAUUUUCUCGUUCAAUCCAAGUCUCACCUGCUUUUUCAACUAUCAUUUAUCCUCUGUCACCACCGAUUAUCCUAAUAUGGACCGUUACCUUUAACUGUGGUUCAUGGAACGAAUCAACCAAUUUACCUUUAGACUGUGAUUGUAUUGUCACUCGAAAUCGAAGUCUCUUACCUCAAGCGAAAGUUGUGCUUUUCUAUUGGAGGAAUACUGAUCUCUCAGAUUUGCCUAAAUAUAAAUUUGAAGGUCAAACGUGGAUCUGGCAUCAUAUGGAAUCUCCAAUACACACACAUAGACGAUCUGAAUUAACCGCGUUCUCUAAUUACGUUGAUUGUUGGUCCAGUUAUCGAACUGAUUCAGACUUUCCAACACCAUAUGGAUUUAUUUUACCAAAUAAUGAAUCUCAUAAAUCUGAAAAAUCGAACCAAGUUAAUGCUCCUAAUGCUUUCUUUGUAAAUAAAAGUCGUAAUGUGGCCUGGAUGGUUUCUAAUUGUGGAGCCCCAUCGGGAAGAGAUGAAUAUGUCAAAGAGUUAGCUCGUUACAUCGAUGUUGACAUUUAUGGUGAUUGUGGUCCAUUCAAAUGUCCACGUUCCGAGGGAUCACAUUGUUACGAAUAUUUUGAGAAAAAGUAUCGAUACUACUUGUCUUUCGAGAAUUCAAUCUGUACCGAUUAUUAUACCGAGAAGAUAAUCAAUCUUCUUAAUUACACAAUCAUUCCGAUUGUUCUUGGUGGAGCCAAUUAUUCAUCAGUUUUACCAAAUCAUUCGUAUAUCGAUGCUCUUUCAUUUAAAUCACCUCGAUACUUGGCAAUGUUAUUACGAAGUCUAUCUGCCGAUGAGAAAAGAUACAAUUCCUAUUUUGAGUGGAAAUCUCGCUUCACGAUUAACAAUAACGAUUAUCGAACACUUUUUUGCCAAAUAUGCUCCAGAUUGAAACAAUCAACCCAAAGUGGAUUUUCAUUUUCAUCAUCAACCAAAGAUCACCAUCAAUUAAGACGAUCAAAUGUAUUAUGUAACCAUCCAGAUAAAGAUUUGUUUAGUUGGUGGUAUAAUGAAACCUCAUGUAAAUCAUGGACUCCAAUAAAUCAAUUCAAGUUCUGGUCAUAGUCAUGCGAUUGAACUUGAAUUCACAAGGAAAAAGUCAUAGAAACGACUUUCAGAAAACAAUCAAGAUCUAAAUUAUUUCUAGUUAAUUGAUCAUAACCACCAUCAUGGCUUUUGUUUGUAAUUAAUCUCAAUUAUAAUUACAAAUUAUAAGUACCAAAUUGAUUUAUUCCAACCUUCAGCACUAAACUGAACUCAUGGUUGACAUCGAGGAAUCCAAAUUAAUCGAUUCCGGCAAUCGUCUAAAAAUAGAUGGUCAAGUGAACAAGGAAAAAGAAAAAACAAAUAAAAUAGUUCCAAAGAUUCACCUGAGCUCACAUACAGUCCUCUCCAAAAGUUUAAAGACAAUAAUCAGUUGAUUAUAACUCGACUUCUAGUUCAGAUAAAUUCAAAAUUUCUAA
Molecule: messenger RNA, 1858 nt
Organism: Panonychus citri (citrus red mite)
Lineage: Eukaryota; Metazoa; Arthropoda; Arachnida; Trombidiformes; Tetranychidae
Product: 4-galactosyl-N-acetylglucosaminide 3-alpha-L-fucosyltransferase FUT6-like
Exons: 1
Coding region: 216-1460 (414 amino acids)
Cellular component (GO): membrane
Molecular function (GO): alpha-(1->3)-fucosyltransferase activity
Source: RefSeq, a predicted model, not a curated record